AAGAUUACAUUUUCUUGGUAUCGGAAACUUGUUCUACAUACGCGAUAUUUUAUCCUAUUUACGAUUCAUCAGACACAACGAGAAAAGUUGUCGUACGGAUGAUAAUAAUCCAUACGAAAAGGAACUUCGAAACUUCGCGAAAAAAGAAGAGUUCAUUGAUCUUUUCGCGCAUCGUACUAUAAAGACUUUGCACGCCUGUGCAAGACUACUUUCAAGACUCAUCUCGCAAGGAUGAAUUCCACCCUGAACGUCACGCUGACAGCCGCGGCUUCGAUCGAGUACUGCGGUUCUGGAUGGGAGUCCUUCUACAAUUGGUACAAGCAGGUACACGGAUGGCUCAGUCUGUUUGUGUGUAUAUUCGGCUCGAUUGCCAAUGUCCUCAACAUUGCUGUACUGACGCGUCGCGAGAUGCAAUCGCCUACUAAUAUGAUUCUCACCGGUCUUGCCGUAGCCGAUCUUUUCGUAAUGAUCGAAUAUAUCCCCUACGCAAUCCACGGGUACCUCUAUCAGCGAUCCCGCAGAGAUACCUUCACCUACGGCUGGAGCAUCUUUGUAUUAUUUCAUUCGCACUUUACCCAGGUGUGUCAUACGAUCUCAAUUUUCUUAACGGUGAUCUUGGCAGUCUGGAGAUAUAUCGCAGUAGCACAUCCACAGCGUAAUCGCGAAUGGUGUACCGAAAAGCGCACUUUCUUGGUAAUCGUUUCCACUUAUAUAUGCUGUCCAAUAUUGUGCAUACCGCUUUACAUCAAUACCGAGGUGAAACCGCAUGUGGAAAUACUGGAUGAGCAAGGCAGGAGCAUAAAUCUGACAAAGUUCCAGCAGACAGCUAACGACACAGUCAUGUCUCUAAGGGGAGCGACUAACACCACGUUGUACUUUGUAAAGCUCACUGAAACCCCGAUAAACAACAUUCCCAAGGAUGUUAACUUCUGGAUUUACAGCGUGGUAAUUAAGCUGAUACCGUGCUUGGCAUUGACAGUGUUGAGUAUUAAACUGUUAAAGGUGUUGUUGGAGGCGAAGCAGAGACGGAAAAAUCUUACUACGAAAAAUACCGCGAUUAAAAUGGGUAACGGUAAAGAGCAUGUCUGCGAGAAACCUAAGAAGAAAAGAAAAACUACCGAUAAAGAAAGACAGACUGACAGAACUACGAUGAUGUUGCUGGUAGUGCUCUUACUAUUUCUCCUUACGGAAAUGCCGCAGGGCAUCCUGGGACUGCUCAGUGUUAUUCUGGGUCCAGAAUUCUUCAAAACAUGCUACGUCAUGUUAGGUGACGUGAUAGACAUCCUGACACUCAUAAACUCGGCCAUCAACUUUAUUCUGUAUUGCACUAUGAGCCGUCAAUUCCGCAAGACCUUUAAUCAACUAUUCUGCAGUCGAUGGCGGCUGAUCGGCAGAUGGAUGGCAAUGCCGCACCAACCGAUGGAGAAUAACGGGCAUACCGGAACUACUAAUCACACGGUGACCCAGGUCACUCAAGUCUAGCGCCGAAGAAACCAACGGACCUUUUGCUAUCCGGUGUAAAGAGAGUUCACUGAUUAACUCCCUUUCAGACACGCGUAUUGCAAGUCCGCGAAUUGAAGAGAGAUGUCUACGCGAUUCGCCAGUUACUCGUGCAAACAUAGCGGCAAGCAAAAAGAGGUGAAAUUUAUUUGCUCGCUACUGCCACUGGUCCUAAUUGCAUCCUCGUUGCGCGAACUUUAAACGCCCAGGGCAUUUUCGAGCAUCGGCUUCAUCCCAGACAUGCGACAUACCAGAUGUGUAACAAAUAUUUGCUUAAGUUGGUUGGUAAGCCACUAUGUUUUUCCAAUGUAUUUCUUUUCAAUUUUAUACAUUACUCAUUUAUAUUACAAUCAAUCAGAUUGAUCGGAUGCGUCCGAUUAAUUAACGACAUA
Messenger RNA from Camponotus floridanus (Florida carpenter ant), 1892 nucleotides. RefSeq names its product sex peptide receptor. Gene Ontology annotation, cellular component: membrane. The transcript is spliced from 2 exons. The record is from RefSeq and is a predicted model, not a curated record. Gene Ontology annotation, molecular function: G protein-coupled peptide receptor activity. NCBI's taxonomy places the organism in Eukaryota, Metazoa, Arthropoda, Insecta, Hymenoptera, Formicidae. Gene Ontology annotation, biological process: G protein-coupled receptor signaling pathway. Bases 232 to 1482 code for a protein of 416 amino acids.